AUGUUCUCAAAAUCUCUCGCAGCCGUGGCAUUACUCGCCACCAACGCAGCAGCCACCAUCUAUUAUGCCGGCGUUGCAGAAAGCAGUGGAGAGUUCGGUGUCUGGAGUCAGACCACAACGAUAGGUACCGGUUUGCCCGGCGUUUUUGGCAAAGACUACUCUUUCAUCAGCAAAGAAGCAAUUGAUACCUACGUCGACCAGAACAAGGUAGCAAACCUAUUCCGCGUAGCCUUCCUCCUCGAACGCAUGUGUCCGCUCUCCAGUGGCCUGGGAUCGAAGUUCGAUGAAGCCCAUUUCAACAAUUUCGCGGAUGCCAUCAACUAUAUAACCGUCACAAAAAAAGCAUACGCCAUCCUUGAUCCCCACAAUUACAUGCGGUAUAACGAUCCCUCACAGCAGCCAAUGACUGGGAGCGUGAUCGGUAACUCCAGUGAUUCGAAAGCUGCUACGACGGCGCAGUUUGGAGCCUUCUGGGGAGAGCUUGCUAGACGGUUUGUGGAUAACCCGAAGGUUAUCUUUGGCUUAAUGAAUGAACCUCAUGAUAUGCCAACUAGUCUUGUGCUUGCCAAUGACCAAGCGGCUAUUGAUGCAAUCCGCAAUGCCGGAGCCAAACAAUUGAUCAUCGCGCCAGGAAACAGCUGGACAGGUGGCCACUCCUGGAUGGAAGGCUCCGACUCUUCGGGAGCAACGAUGUGCAAGAUUAAGGACCCACUGAAUAACACCGCAUUCGACAUUCACGAGUACCUCGACACUGACUACUCCGGCAGCCACCAAGAAUGCGUGAACCUCGCCUCCACGAAACUCGCCCCGGUGACAGCAUGGCUCAAGAAAUACGGCUUCAAAGCCAUGAUUACCGAAUUCGGCGCCUCUCCUUUGGCAUCCUGCAACACUUAUGUGACGGAUAUACUGAAUUAUAUGGCGACGAAUGAUGUGUAUAUUGGGUGGACAGCAUGGGCUGCAGGCCCGAUGUGGGGAACGAGGAGCCCGUGCUGUAAUGGUAAUAAGGAUUUCGGGAGCUUGGAGCCGGGCAGUACGGCGAGUGAUGGGAGCCCCGGGCUGUAUACGACGCUUUGGGUUAAUCAGAUUCAGAAGUUGUUGCCGACGACGUUGGUUUGGAGUGGGAUGUCGAGUGUUACUGGUGGGAUGUAG
Molecule: messenger RNA, 1149 nt
Organism: Hyaloscypha bicolor E
Lineage: Eukaryota; Fungi; Ascomycota; Leotiomycetes; Helotiales; Hyaloscyphaceae
Product: glycoside hydrolase family 5 protein
Exons: 4
Coding region: 1-1149 (382 amino acids)
Biological process (GO): glucan catabolic process
Molecular function (GO): hydrolase activity, hydrolyzing O-glycosyl compounds
Source: RefSeq, a predicted model, not a curated record